AUGUUACGUCAUCUCUUACUUGUAUUAACAAUUAUCUGCUUCACAAUUCAUAAUGUUGAUACGACAGUUGUAAAAGAAAUAUUUGAGCAUGAAGAAAUCUUCAAAGAUGUUAUAGGUGAAGCUACAACAAUAAAUUUAUUAAAUAUUUCUUAUCCAUCGGGAGUUAAAGUUAAUCUGGGAAAUAUUUUGACACCAACUGAAGUUAAAGAUGAACCUACAAUUGAGUUCAAAGGUGAUGAAGGAGCUUUUUAUGCUUUAUUAAUGACUGAUCCCGAUGCUCCAUCAAGAAUGGAGCCAACGGCAAGGGAGUUCAGACAUUGGUUGAAAGUUAAUAUUCCUAGUAAUGACUUAAAUAAUGGCGAGACCAUUGUUCAGUUUGCCGAAUCAGGUCCACCUAUGCACACUGGAUUACAUCGAUACAUUUUCCUUCUCUUCAAACAGAUUCAAGGCAAAUCUAGUUUCAAUUUACCUUUCAUUCCAAGUCGCACGAUUCGUGGAAGAAUAUCAACAUCAACAAAAAAUCUCAAAGAAAGCAUGAAUUUGGAGCUAGUAGCAGGAAAUUUCUUUUUAGCUGAAUACGAUGAAUAUGUCAAUAACAUUCAUGAACAAUUUUCUGAGUAA
Molecule: messenger RNA, 621 nt
Organism: Clunio marinus
Lineage: Eukaryota; Metazoa; Arthropoda; Insecta; Diptera; Chironomidae
Source: the annotation of a GenBank genome assembly